CAUUGCCAUUGCUUCUUCCAGCUACCCAAAGCCACCAAUAAAUACUCAAAAAAACUACCACGAUGCUACACUCUCACUUUCCACUCAAAUCAUAACAAACUCUACCUAACAGAAAACGGUUUUCAACAAUGACUCUCUCUUCUCACCGCCUCCUCCCACAUUCUCUCUCCUUCACCACCACUGCUCCCACCACCUUCUUUCCAACUCCAAACCAAACUCCGAAACUCAACUCCUUCGGACUUCACCACUUCAGAUCCUUCACAACACGAAAUAUCCACCCGUUUCAUCUCAAAGCCAUCAAAUCCAAAGGUGAUAUGCAGAAACGUGUCAUCAGCAGCAAUCUCAAUUUCGACUCUCUUCUUUCAGCGAUGGAAUUAUCAUGCUUGAUUUCAUCUGCGAUUGUAUCGCUAGUUUUGGUGGGAAAUGGAUCAAAGAAUUGGUUGUUGAAUGUGAGUGGUAACAGAAUCAGUGUUGUAUGGGGCGUUUUGACACUGGUGACUGGUGUUGUAGUUGGUGCAUGGAUUCGGACGCGGCAAUGGAGGAGAAUCAGUAAAGAGAAUAUGAAAGGUGGAUUGGUGGAGAGGAUUGAGAAAUUGGAGAAAGAAUUGAGGAGCCAUGUGAGAGUUAUUAGAAUUUUGUCGAGGCAUGCUGAGAAAUUGGGGAAAAGGAUUCGUGGUAGUUGCUACGCUUUGAAGGAUCACAUCACUCAGUCUGCGGCUCCGGCACAGAAGAACUCUGAGGCUACAAGAGCUCUAGCAAUGCAAUCUGAAAUAUUGGAGAAGGAGCUUCGUGAAAUUCAAAAAGUUUUACUCGCAAUGCAGGAACAACAGCAAAAACAACUUGAUCUGAUUCUCUCACUUGGGAAGUCUGGUAAGCUGUGGGAAAACCAAUUCCAAACUCGUGGAGAGCAAGAUACAUUAUAAACUACAAAUUCAGCUGAGGAGGAAGUAAAGCAUGUGGAAGACUACCCAAUCUGAAGCUUGGGUUGAGUCAAGGGUGGAAAAUUCAUGAAAUUUCUAAGUGGCAAAUCUUGGUGCCAUAUUCUUUCUUUCUGUGUACAUUGAAUUGUUGAUAACUAAUUUUUUUUCUCCCUGAGUUCAUAAUGUUUGCUGUGGAUAUAGGUUAGGAGAAAUUACUAGUAACAAUUGGUUAGGACAGUAUCAAUUGGUUCUUUACGCAUUGGCUUCUGAGUCAAGUUUUGUAAAUUUCAGCUUCAAAAUUCAUUCUAAAAACUCAUGUUGUGUGGCUGACACCUAUUGCCAAUAAUAUGAGCCCCGUUUACACUAAUUUUCAA
Messenger RNA from Medicago truncatula (barrel medic), 1294 nucleotides. RefSeq lists its product as uncharacterized. The coding region runs from base 129 to 923 and encodes 264 amino acids. The record is from RefSeq and is a predicted model, not a curated record. NCBI's taxonomy places the organism in Eukaryota, Viridiplantae, Streptophyta, Magnoliopsida, Fabales, Fabaceae. The transcript is spliced from 3 exons. Gene Ontology annotation, cellular component: chloroplast envelope.